AAUUAAAUAUAUCAUUAUAUUAAAUGUUCACGUAUUGAAUUAGAGUAAUUGUAUAUAAUACAACAACAACUCUAAAGAAUAUCAAUACAAAACAUAUCAACAAAUCACAUAUCUAUUCAUAAGUAUUGUUAGUUAACUUUGUAAAAGUAGGUAACUUAACAAUAACAUAUCUUCAGUAAUAUCGGUGUCUAUGAUAUUUAAGUGUAAGGUGUACAUUUCUGAAGCUGAUUUGGCAUUGCUCCAUCUGUGAUUGGUGGGUCACCGUCUACGUACGUAGGCGCCAGGCCAAUGGCGGCGGGGGCUACGCGCAGCCGUCGUGCUACGGCGUAGAGGCGCGCGGGGCGCUACGCCAUCGACAGACGCUGCGUAGCUGCGAAUACCGGGAACUGGAAGCUAUGUGUUAGGUGCACUUUGAUGUGGGACAUCGGGCGUCCGCCAUGCAGGGGCUGCAGGCCGCGAAAGAGAAGGCCUCAGGCCUCUUCGCCAACAAACCCCUUCUGUUCAAGAACAGCCAGUAUGAAAACUUUCAUGUGGACCAGAAGGGCUACGAUCAGAUGUACGACGGCGAGGACCUGGAAACACCACCUUCACCCGAUCGGCCCCCGCCACGACAUAUAGAUAAGUACAUCAAAGCGGAGCUGCCAUGCCUGAGCGCGCGCUACACGGUGGCGCUGCUCGCCUGCUUCGGCUUCAGCAUCAUGUUCGGCAUGCGCUGCAACAUGAGCAUGGCCAAGCUCAAGAUGACGGAGAAGCAUAACACAUCAAGCGGCGUCAAAGAAGACACGCCAUUCAACUGGACGGUAGAAGUAGAAGCCUCCAUCGAUUCGUCCUACUUCUUCGGUUACUUCAUCACGCAGCUACCGGGUGGUUUCCUGGCGUCCAUGUACCCCGCCAACAGGAUCUUUGGGGCGGCUAUUGUGGCGUCCGCCAUCUUUAACAUGGCUAUCCCUGGCGCCAUGGCUGUGGGGCCGACUGCAGUCGUGUUAUUGAAGGUUGCGCAGGGAUUUGUUGAGGGUGUGACAUAUCCUUCAUGCCACGGCAUCUGGCGCAUGUGGGCGCCUCCGCUGGAGCGCUCGCGGCUGGCCACGCUGGCCUUCUGCGGGACUUAUGCCGGCAUCGUCAUUGGCAUGCCACUCUCUGGAAUGCUGUCAGAUUACAUCGGCUGGCAGGCGCCGUUCUACUUCUACGGGGUCUUCGGUCUUAUAUGGUAUACAAUGUGGCUGUGGCUGGUGUUCGAGCGGCCGAGCAAGCACCCCCACAUCUCUGGCAAGGAGAUGGCCUACAUCGAGCAGUCCCUCGGCACCGCCUCGCAGGCCCCCAUGCCCAGCUUUUGGGGCACGCCGUGGAAGGCCUUUUUUACUUCGCCCCCAGUAUACGCCAUUAUUGUAGCGAAUUUCUGCAGAACAUGGAAUUUCUGUUUGCUAGUUAUUUUCCAGUCUGCAUAUUUUAAUUCAAGAUUUCAAAUGCAAAUCACAGAGUCUGGCUUCGUGGGCGCUAUCCCUCACUUGAUCAUGACGUCACUGGUGCCGAUCGGCGGCAUGCUGGCCGACUACCUGCGCAAGAGUGGCACGAUGACCACCACCAACGUGCGCAAGCUGUUCAACUGUGGAGGGUUCGGGCUGGAGGCGUUCUUCUUUGUACUUGUUGCCUAUGCUGAUAAUAAGUACGUGGCGACUAUAGAACUGACGCUGGGCGUGGCAUGCAGCGGUUUUGCCAUCUCCGGCUACAAUGUGAACCAUCUGGACAUCGCGCCGCGAUACGCCUCCAUCCUCAUGGGCCUGUCUAACGGCAUCGGCACCAUCGCCGGCUUUGUGGUGCCUAUUGUCAUCAACUACAUCACACAGGAGAAGGACAAACUCGAGAAAGCAAUAACAGAAUGGCGCGAGGUGUUUUUAAUGGGCGCGACGGUACACUUCAUCGGCAUCACCAUCUACGGUAUAUUCGCGUCGGGCGAGCUGCAGUCGUGGGCUGAACCACCGCCUUCUUACGAGUCGCCUGUCAAGUCUAAGGACCAUGAGACCACCUUCAUGGGCAACCCAUCGGCGCCGCUAAAGAGCAGCUCACCACCCGGGUACGGUGCGGUGGCGCCGCCGCGCCCGCCCGCGCCCGGCGCCGCGCCCGCGCCGCAGGCCCACGUGCCCAACAACCCCUUCGUGUCCGGCGCCUUCUACCAGGCGGAGCCCGUGCAGCCCCCGGCCCAACAGUACCCCGAGCUCACGGAUGACGGCACUUACUAGGUUGUAGCUCAAUGCGGUACUAGACUUGAGGUUUGAUUUUCAGCUCCAUCAAUUUCCAGAAAAAUUAUAAACUGAAAUUGAUGUCUUAUAAGAAAAAAAUACCAAGCCCUUCAGUGGCACUUAGUAUAGAAUAUCUAUUUCAGUUUAUAAUUUAUAUGUAGUGGUGUGACUACCUAAAAACACAUUCGAUUUGUUCCCAAAGUUUCAUAAAAAUGAUUUGUUAGGUGAUUUCAUACAGUUGGGUGUCGUCAUAAUAAAAUCUCGACUACUGUUGUAAAGUUUCUCGAAAUAUUCAAAGAAAGUAUUUCAACACAAUAUGAUGCGCGAUGAACUUUCCUGCAAUCUCAAGACUUAACUUAUGACUAACCGAAUAAAAAUCAUACUUCUUGUCUAGUAUUAUAUUGAGGUUUAUGAUUUUCUAUCACUGAUUUCGAAGAUUUUGUGCUCAGUAUAGUAUUUUCCAACUAGUUGACCACUCGAUGCGAGCGCCGCCCCUUGCUCGGGUGGUGAACUAGUCAUAAACGAGUAGAUAGGUGAAAUUACAUGUGCUGUUACUCUCGCCAUGGUUAGCUUGUACUACGUCAUAUCGUUAUAGAAAUUAACAGUACCUGUUCAGAUCUUCAUUAUUUUUCUAUGCACCUGGUCAUUGUGCUAUAUCGUAUUCAUAUUAAAAUCCGUUCAGGUUGAAGUCUGUUUUGUUGCUCGGUCUAAACCGUGCUGAUUUUCCUUAUAGCUUAAAUAAGUCUCGUUAAGUAUCGUUAUAUUUAUUGACAUAUCAUCAAGUAAUAAAUAUACCUUAGGAUCGUUUUAUUUUUACUUCAUUUUCUUUUAAGGUGUGUGACUAUUUGAACAGCUUCGUUCAGGGAUUAUGUGCGAUUACUCUUUUUUAGUAUAAUCAACCAAGCACAUAAUUAAACCAAGUUGACAAUUGUCAUCUGACACUGACAAUCCAAUGGUGUCUAGUGACCAUUGAUUUGUUGUAUCUUAUAAAUAAACAACAAACUGUCAUUGUAAGGUUACAAUUGUCAAAAUAGUAAAAUAUGCCAUGGUCUAGAUAUUUAUUUUAAUCACUCCUGUCGUAACUAUCCCGAGCCUGAGCAAAUGAGAACACACGUUACUGAAUGUUAAAUGCAUGAGUCCCAUAUAUAUGUAUACAUUGCUCUCUUGUUGCUAAUUGUUGUAAAAUGUUUAUAUCUUUACAAAUAAAUAUGUAAUUAAAUUGUUCAAAUUUAGAUUUACCUGUACCUAUUUGAAAUAUAUAAUAUAACAAUAUUAUAGAUGUAGAAAUAUAUUAUGUACUUACUAGGGAAUGUUAACUACACAGAGGGAAGUAAUGCAAUCAUUGUUUUAUAAUUACACGUGUAUUGUUUGCGAGCUUUGUGUUGAGAUUAUUGCAUUAAAUUUCUCAUUGAGUUUAAAAAACGUUACAAAAAAUACAACGCAUUAAUACAUUUUACAUUUUGAGCUUUGUGAUUGCUUGUAAUAUAUUAUAAGUCAUUUAGAAGGAUCAUUAGUUGAAAUAUUAGUUAUAAUAUAGGUACUUAUAAUAUCCAAUGUACGUAUAUAAUAUCAGUAGUAUCUGUGCUGUUAAGGACUUUGUUAUCACAAUGCUUUGAAUUUGUAUAUAUGUAGCAAAUUUUCAUAAAUAUAUUUUAUGGGUCUGCAAUCUAAAACACAUUUCCCCGUCUUCCUAGAGUAACUAGAUCUAUAUGUAAUAAGAUUAAAGAAAGUAUUUAAUCUAAGGUAAAUAAGGUUAAAGAUAUAAAGUAAGUAUACCAAAGGAGUUGAAAAUGAGUGUCAUUUUGUUAUUUUUUGUUAUUAUUGUAGUUAAGCUUUGUCAAGUGCAACAAUCCAUUGAGUUUUCUCUACCUGGGCGUUUUUAGAAAUUAAUAUUGAAAACCUGAUUAUUUCACAUCUGGACGUUCUUGAGCUCAUUCUACUCACAAUCGACAGCAUUCUCCAUCCCACCAUUAAAAAAAGAUGUCCCAAAAUGUCCAUUCCAUUACGUCACGUUUUAGUAUGAAAAAUUUUUCACUUAUAUGUGCAUGACGUAGUGGAAUAUACAAUUUUCAUACAAAUUUUUGGGACAUUUUAUUUUAUCAUCAGAAUUGAAUAUGCUAGUGAUUCUGAGUUGAAAGAACCCAAAAACACCGGGAUCUGUGAGAAUCGGGUUUUCGAUAUUUAUUUCUGAAAACGCCCACCUAUCAGAGAUUCGUUCAUGAAUAUAAGUUAUAUUUUGUUAGUAGGCAUGUGAUGUGUGUGCUUCAGUUUCAGUAAUUCAACCACAUAGUCAAUAAUGUGAUAAUAGAUCUUUAAGAAGCAAAAAUGAAAGUAUUGAUGAUAAUAAUAAAAUUAAUAACUCUACGGAAAUAAUAUUCUCAUGAAUCUCGUGCAACAUUAGCAUUAUUUAUAACUAAUAUUGACACUUUAGGUAUAGGUGUAGAUUGUUUACAAUCCCAAAUCACGGAUCUCAUUGCAGGCAACAUGCACGUAAGUAGUUAGUAUUAUACUCAUAUUAUCCACCUGUAAAUACCACCCAGUUCAUUAUAAACAUGCACUUUUGUAAAUACAUAUGCACACCUUAGAAUAAGUCUAAAGUACCCAAAGUUUAUGAUUAUCCUUACUCACCUAUUGGAUGUAAAUACACAGUUAGUGUAAUGCAUGACACAAUAUUGCUUUAAAAUAUUUAUUUUCACUUUAUGGUUUCUGGGUUUAAAGCACGGCACCAAUUUUCAGUCUCACCUUCACUAGUAGACUCGCACGUUGCACUUUACCUACUCAAAGGUCUACAUAUAUUAUAAUCAAGUCGUAGUGAACUAUUCACGUCAAAAAGCUCCCAUAUCUAGAGGAGCUGACUGCAGCGAUGCAAUCUCGCUGAUCAACAAACUAUUCCCACUAUUGGUGUUUGAACUAACAAAACUUUGUGGCUUACUUGACAAUAUAGCUCCACGGCAACCUACAUUCACAGGGUAUGCGUCAACGACAAUAUGGAAAAGCAGGUUUGUGACAAUAAUUCAUG
Cydia fagiglandana is the source of this 5256-nucleotide messenger RNA. RefSeq names its product vesicular glutamate transporter 1 (gene VGlut). Gene Ontology annotation, molecular function: neurotransmitter transmembrane transporter activity; L-glutamate transmembrane transporter activity. Gene Ontology annotation, cellular component: excitatory synapse; synaptic vesicle membrane. Gene Ontology annotation, biological process: transmembrane transport; regulation of synapse structure or activity; monoatomic anion transport. The record is from RefSeq and is a predicted model, not a curated record. NCBI's taxonomy places the organism in Eukaryota, Metazoa, Arthropoda, Insecta, Lepidoptera, Tortricidae. The transcript has 13 exons. Bases 438 to 2237 code for a protein of 599 amino acids.